AUGCCCAACAACUCGUCAAUCACGGCUGCAUCUCCGGCGGGAGGAACCCGUGCUAGCCAUGCCCGCGCCAACAGCACACAAGGCGAGCCCCUCACCGCGGGCGUGAAAAGGGAGAGGGCCGCUGACGCUACUACUGCCUCGCCCGCUCAGUCGCCAAGCGCCUCGCAGCAGUCGACUCCUGCCCCGUCCUACGGCCACGGCAAUGGACCCGAGUCCAAAAAGCGCAAGUCGGCGGCUCCGGGCUCCCGGGGUGUUGCGAACCUGACGCCCGAGCAGCUCGCCAAGAAGCGUGCAAACGACCGUGAAGCGCAGCGCGCUAUAAGGGAGCGGACUAAGAUGACAAUAGAGAACCUCGAGAACCGCAUCAGGGAGUUGACUAGCCAGCAACCCUAUCAGGAGCUCCAGGCCGCCUUGAGGGCCAAGGAGGCUGUCGAGGCGGAGAAUGCAGAUAUCAAGAGGCGUCUGGCCUCUGUCAUUUCCAUGCUUCAGCCCUUGAUCAACUCGUCUCAAACCGAGCAGCAACCGGUCCUACCUUCUCCCGGUCAUUCCUACCUCAAUGUGUCCGCAGCGACAGACCCAGCGCACAGCGCUGGCCACAACAACGCGUCGACGCCGUCGAGCGCUGCGUCGCCAAGCCAGGACCCCUACGCAGCACAGUGGAACUCCGGGGCCUCCACCGGUAGCGGGCCCGUGACAGCACAGGCCCAGGCGUACAAGUCCCAGCUCAACCAGCAGCGUCAUGACCUGGCACACGGCUUGGAGUUCGGCACGGAACGUCUGGGUCUGGACUUUCUGCUCGAUCAGUCCCAGCGCGCAAGAGGCAUCCACAACGUGACAAACGGGACGGCACAUGAGUCCCCUGCGUUCCGUCAGCAUGCCCCAGCCACGACCUCCUCUCAUCCUAACUCACCCUACGCGCACUCUGGCGGCCGCGCCGCAGACUAUGUCACCGCCCCAAGAAGUGGCGGCAUGGACAGCAAUAUCGACCCGGCCUUGCAGGGCGCCAUCGACCCGGCCCUGUCCAACUACUCCACACCGAUCAAAAACUGCCCGCCCACCUGCCCUCUGGACAGUCUCCUCCUGGACUUCCUCCACGAGCGCCGUCAACGCGCCGCCGAGGGCCUGCCUACCCAGGAGAUUAUUGGCCCGCGCUACCCCAGCGUCUCGUCGCUGCUCAACCCCUUGAAGGAUUCUCACCCGCUCUCCAAAGUCUUCAUCGACAUUCUACAGACGUUCCCGGACAUCUCGCAGCUCCCGGAGCGCGUGGCGGUGCUGUAUGUCAUGUUUCUGCUGAUGCGGUGGCAAAUCCACCCGUCGCAAGAGAACUAUGAGCGACUGCCCGAGUUCGUGCGGCCGCUCACCGGCCAGCUGUACACACCUCACCCGGCCUGGCUUGACUCGCUGCCGUUCCCGGCCAUGCGGGAGCGACUCAUCACCGACUAUGCGCCGCCAGAGACAUUCCCAUUUGAGCACUUUUUUAUCCCCUUCACCACCACGUUGAGCCUCAACUGGCCCUACGAGGACACCGACACUCUCCUGCAGAGCCCAGAGAGCGACGAGCUCAUGAUCAACCCCGUCUUCGAGAGGCACCUGCGCCGCCUUGAGAACUGGACCCUCGGCGAUGCAUUCGCCCGCGCAUUCCCCAUGCUGGAGGGCACGUACAACCUCAAGGUUGACGGGCCGGGCGGCGGCCGUCCCCGUGGCGGGCGGAACAGCUCAGAAGGGAGGUAG
Diaporthe citri is the source of this 1731-nucleotide messenger RNA. RefSeq lists its product as uncharacterized. Bases 1 to 1731 code for a protein of 576 amino acids. NCBI's taxonomy places the organism in Eukaryota, Fungi, Ascomycota, Sordariomycetes, Diaporthales, Diaporthaceae. The record is from RefSeq and is a predicted model, not a curated record. The transcript is spliced from 2 exons.